Pristis pectinata (smalltooth sawfish) is the source of this 1494-nucleotide messenger RNA. RefSeq names its product prostaglandin E synthase 3-like. Gene Ontology annotation, cellular component: cytosol; nucleus. The record is from RefSeq and is a predicted model, not a curated record. The transcript is spliced from 8 exons. NCBI's taxonomy places the organism in Eukaryota, Metazoa, Chordata, Chondrichthyes, Rhinopristiformes, Pristidae. Gene Ontology annotation, molecular function: prostaglandin-E synthase activity; Hsp90 protein binding; protein-folding chaperone binding. Gene Ontology annotation, biological process: chaperone-mediated protein complex assembly; telomere maintenance via telomerase; protein folding. The coding region runs from base 268 to 756 and encodes 162 amino acids.
ACACUUUGGCGAAGAAGACAGGACGUCCCGCAGCUCGAGCCGUGUGCGCGGAGCCGACCAAUCAAUUUGACGAUCUGGGGCGCGGAUGUCAGAUUAACGUGGUAACCAUAGCGAGCGGCGGAGCGAAGGCUUUGAGUGAACGCGUGCUGCGUCACUUUGUCUGGGCGAGGUGGAGAGGAGGGGAAAAAAAAAGCCAGAGCGCGGUUGUCCUGACGCCACUUGUGUUGCGAGCUCCUUGCACUCUAGAAGAGCUUAACCACGACAAGCAUGCAGCCAGCUUCUGCAAAGUGGUAUGACCGAAGAGACUACGUCUUUGUUGAAUUUUGUGUAGAAGACAGUAAGGAUGUUGAAAUAAAUUUUGAAAAAGAGAAGUUUACAUUCAGCUGUCUUGGAGGAGCUGAGAACGUAAAGCAUUUUAAUGAAGUUAAUCUUUAUAAUGCAAUUGACCCAAAUGAUUCCAGACACAAGCGGACAGACAGAUCUGUCUUGUGCUAUUUACGAAAAGGAGAAUCCGGUCAAGCAUGGCCACGGUUAACCAAAGAAAAACCAAAGUUAAACUGGCUCAAAGUGGAUUUCAAUAACUGGAGAGAUUGGGAUGAUGAUCCAGAAGAGGAAGAUUUAUCCAGCUUCGAGAAGUUCUCACAGAUGAUGAACAAUAUGGGAGGAGAUGAUGAUGGAGACAUCCCAGACGUUGAUGGAAUGGACGAUGAUGGGUCGCAGGAUAGUGAUGAUGAGAAAAUGCCAGAUCUAGAGUAAAUGAAUUGAGGGAAAAAGGCUUCAGGGAAUUGGAAGAAACGCAUUCAUUAAACUGUUAAUUUUUAACAAAACACAAUUAUAAGUUGAUAGCUGUUCAGGCAGUGAAGCAUCUUUCAAUCCAUUUUCAACUUGUUUAAAAGGCUUUUCUAGGGGUCGAUACAUACCAGAGUAUUGGACAAAAUUGCUUACCAGUACAAGACAAUAUAAAAAUAUGUCAUCCUGCAUAUUAUAUGCAGGACAAAAAUAUGCCAGGACUUGAGCAAAAAUUAUUUAUAGUGAUCUGAAUUUGUACUGACCUAGUACUAAACCUUGUAGUUGGUUCCUAUACAAUCUAAUACCAAAUUCCUUCAGUAUCAAUUAAGCCACCUUAGAUGAUUCUGCAGCAGUUAGCAUGCUGAGGUUUUAAUAAGUUUUCAGAGUGGCUCCAUCUCUAAGAAUUGGUUCAAACUAUUAAUGGUAUUGGUUGACCCUUCAGCUUCUACAUCUGUUAGUAUGAUGAGUGAUAAAGCUGUACAUUGUCGCUUGUGGAUCUUAAGUGGCUGUACAUUUAGAUGACCAAAAGUGUAUUUGCACUGUCUUGAGUAUGAAUGCAAGUUUUGAAGAAACUGUUAAUACACUAUCUUUAGGAUGUAUUUUGUGAAAUCUGCUCAGUACAAGCUGAAAACCUCAAUUUAUGUCAAAUGCAAUGGAAUUUUUUUUAAGCCUACAAUAUCUUUCUAAUAAACUGUUAACACUUAA